Messenger RNA from Erinaceus europaeus (western European hedgehog), 639 nucleotides. RefSeq names its product tRNA wybutosine-synthesizing protein 3 homolog. The record is from RefSeq and is a predicted model, not a curated record. The transcript is spliced from 4 exons. Gene Ontology annotation, molecular function: tRNA methyltransferase activity. Gene Ontology annotation, cellular component: cytoplasm. Lineage: Eukaryota; Metazoa; Chordata; Mammalia; Eulipotyphla; Erinaceidae. Bases 93 to 533 code for a protein of 146 amino acids. Gene Ontology annotation, biological process: tRNA methylation.
UGGGCCUUUUGGCCACCUCUCCAUUCAAAAUGGCCGCCCCCAGGGAGCGGCGAAACUAAAGCGGAAGUAAACCGCUUCCCUUCUUUCAUCUCAUGGAUCGCAGCGCAGAGUUCGGCAGAUGGAAAGCACAGUGUCUGAGCAAAACGGACUUCAGCCGGAAGGGCAGUCUGGACGAGGACAUCGUAGAGCUUGUCCACUUCCUGAACGGACGACAACGGUUCUUCACCACCAGUUCCUGCGCUGGCCGCAUCGUGCUGCUGGAUGGGGGUAAAAAUGGUUUUGAGGUUCAGAAAAAAAGCUGUUGUUGGCUACUGGUUACGCACAAACCAUGUGUAAAAGAUGAUGUGAUUGUAGCUCUGAAGAAAGCAGAUGGUGAUGCCAUUUUGAAAUUUGAACCAUUUGUUCUUCAUGUACAGUGCCAACAGUUGCAGGAUGCACAAAUUCUGCAUUCAGUGGCAGUGGAUUCUGGUUUCAGAAAUUCUGGCAUAACUGUGGGAAAGAAAGGAAAAACUAUGUUGGUAAGAUGCCAUUAAGCAAAAAGCAAUCUCUGAUCAUGAAGUAAUCCAGACUAAAUAACCUUCUUAUACUUCUCCCUUUAGUCUCUCCCUCCUCAAAUGUUCUUACCAUUCCCUUACUUAA